Messenger RNA from Talaromyces stipitatus ATCC 10500, 984 nucleotides. RefSeq names its product cleavage and polyadenylylation specificity factor subunit Fip1, putative. Gene Ontology annotation, molecular function: RNA binding. Gene Ontology annotation, cellular component: mRNA cleavage and polyadenylation specificity factor complex. The coding region runs from base 1 to 984 and encodes 327 amino acids. The record is from RefSeq and is a predicted model, not a curated record. The transcript is spliced from 3 exons. Lineage: Eukaryota; Fungi; Ascomycota; Eurotiomycetes; Eurotiales; Trichocomaceae.
AUGGAGGAAGACGAUGAUGAUCUCUACGACCCAGCGGACUCCUUCCCACCUCAACAGGAGCACAACAACUAUAAUCAGACAACAGAAGAUACGAAGCCUGGUGACUCUUACGAUUACGAAGAAGAGGAAGAGGACGAUGAUGACGAUUUCAAUAUUAUCACAGAAGCUCCUACAGAUGCAGGGUCGAAUCUUGCACACCCACGACAUGCCGCAUUAAUCGGGGAAAAUCAACGAUCAGCCUCAGUCGAUAUCAAGCCAUCGACACCGACGGUUCCUGUAAAAGCUGAGAGUGCCACACCUGCGCCUAUCCAAGGCAGACCGGUAGCGACUUUGAAGCCUGGUACAGAAUAUCCAGCCAUACACACAUCAACCAUUGACGUGGACGCGAAUCCGAUACAUCCCACCACAGGGAAACCCAUAACUUCAACAGAUCUUGAUGCCGAUUUCCCUACAGAAGAUGACAAGCCAUGGAGACGUCCCGGGUCAGAUAUUACGGAUUUCUUCAAUUACGGAUUUGACGAGUUUACGUGGGCGAGCUACUGCCUUAAACAGCAGCAAUUGCGCAAUGAAGUGGCAGAUCAGACGAAACAACUGGAUGAAAUGCAGGCUUUCAUGUCGAUGGGAGGCAUGCCCGGAAUGCCAGGCGCACCUACUCCCACGCCAGCGCCGCCAGCUCAAGCUGCUCCUGCUGCUGCAGGCAUGCCGGGUAUGCCUGCGAUGCCCGGGAUGCCAGAUAUGUCACCAGAUAUGAUGCAGGGAAUGCUUGCGAAUAUGAUGGCUCAAGGUCUUGAUCCGUCCGCAAUGGAUCCAAUGAAUUUCAUGCAACAUAUGCAGGCCAUGAUGGGAGGCGGACAGCCGGGAGGUGGGCAGCAGAAUCAGGGAUACCCUGCACAAGGCAAUCAACAGCAAAUGGGUUACGGAGGUUAUAAUCAACAAGGAGGCUAUGGUGGAGGACGCGGACGGGGUGGAGGUCGAAGGUGGUGA